Colletotrichum godetiae is the source of this 1383-nucleotide messenger RNA. RefSeq lists its product as uncharacterized. The coding region runs from base 269 to 1159 and encodes 296 amino acids. NCBI's taxonomy places the organism in Eukaryota, Fungi, Ascomycota, Sordariomycetes, Glomerellales, Glomerellaceae. The record is from RefSeq and is a predicted model, not a curated record. The transcript is spliced from 2 exons.
GUGAGCUGAGUUGCUUCCAGCUCUCCUCCAAGCUUGCUUCCCCGCCACCUCAUUAUUUUCUCGUUGCUCAUAUCAUCCCCGUACCUUGUCCAUAGAAUUGCCAUUGUUUGUUCCUUGGUAUUGUUCUGUUGUUCUUUUAUUGCAGUUGAGCUCUGUGAGACCCUGCCUCCACAGUUCCAUUCCCGCCUGAUCCGCUCUGCUCCAGUUGCAGCCCGAUAAACACCUUCUCUCACCGCCGCUAAGUUAAGGUGGUCUACUUCCCGAGACUAUGGACAGCCGGCCGGUUGCAACGGCGCCUGGUCCGUACAAUGGACCCGGGUCAUACCCUCUACCACCUUCUGGGGCCCCGCCGGGGGUCUCAGUCGAUCCGUACUCUCGGCCGCCUCAGUCUACCACACCCACAGCUCCUUACCCUGGGACAGUCUAUGGAGGCCCGCCUCCUGGGCCGACAAGUGUUGCUCCAUUUGAGCAUAUGUCUGGUCCAGCAGCCUACCCAAAUCCUCACUCUCAACAGGCCAGCAUGGUGGAGGGACCGCGACCUUCAGCUGCCCUGAACCCUCUUGUUACGACGACACAGGACUUGAAAACGUUCAAGACAGGGACUCAGUUCGCGCUCCGAGAGUAUCUGUCUCUGCAAAGAAAGAGAGGUCGACUGGAUGGUGCCAUGUCGUUAGAGUUAGAGGACCAAAUCAGGGCCCAAGGUCGUGUCCUGCUCGGUGACCUCAAAGUCUUGCGGAAGGAGGUCGGAAGCCUAAUUAAAGAUGGCGAAAACCAUCGCUGGAGAAACUGGCUCAUUGGUGGAGCUGUAGCAACCUUUAUCCCAGCCGUAAAGCGCAUCUUCCGUCGCCCUUCCGACAAGACGGGAACCGACGUCCAAGCGUCCAACAGUACCGAGUACGCAUUCUGGCGCAGCAAAGCACUAGUCGCCCGCAUCAAGGACAGCCUCCUGGGGCGCAACAGCUUCGCCAGUAUCGCCUUCUUUGUCUUUGCCGUACUCUAUGUUUUCACCAAUGAGGUUUCUCUACAGGUGGCCAAGACCGUGUCGAAGCGGUUGAAGCGACUAAGCGCCAAGAUCGAGCGGGGUGACGUGGAGGUUGUCGACCAAGACAUGAAGCUACUCGAAGGCUGGCGGUGGAGAGUUCUCAUGUGGAAGCAGUGAUUUAUGCGAGACAUGAUGCAUAUGAAAGAAAGCAUGUAUGACAGACAUGAGAAGAUGAAAGCGUUGCAUAUUGGAGCGUGCAGGUUUCGGCUUGUUUUUUGAGCUCUUAUACAUCUGGAGAACCAACCAUAGACAUGUUUGUCCUCGUGAACACUCUGCACUUGGAGACAACACUUUCAAUUCAUUCCUAGCUUGCAGAGUAAGACUAUUAUCUUUGGUGCCUC